This is a messenger RNA of Symbiodinium sp. CCMP2456, 1869 nucleotides long. NCBI's taxonomy places the organism in Eukaryota, Dinophyceae, Suessiales, Symbiodiniaceae. The record is from the annotation of a GenBank genome assembly.
AUGGAAGGUUACUCUUUUGAACCGGCCGUUUCCCCGUAUCCCUGCCGCCCGGAACACGGGCAGCCGAGCGUCGAUGGGACGAGCAGGGAGGGUGCUAUCGGCUUUGUGAAUACAUCCAAGGAUAUGAAUGUUUCCAUUCAUUCGGCGAGCGGGAGGAAGUUGAAGAUUCUGGUCAGGCCAGGGACUGAAGUCCUAGGCCUCAAGGCUGAAGUUGCCAAGUUCUGGCAGAUCCCAGAGGUAUGUCAAAAUCUGCUUCUGGGAGCAAGGAUCUUGCAGAACAAGGAGUUGCUGUCUUCGGAUCUGGCUCCAGGUGAGGGAUUUUUGGAUCUGACGCUGCUGAUCUCUGCUCCGCCUUGCUGUGCAUCGAGAAUUCUUCCUCCGUCUCGUGUGGUUUAUCUCCAUGAGCCCUACAAAGAGGGACGCAGGUCUGGGGGGCCUUCGCCGAAUAUGUCCGCGUCGGAAGCUGGCGUGACAAGUUGCGGGCUCUUAGAAGAAUUGGGAAGCAGACACCGUUCUCGAAAGGGGCGCUGCGUGUGCCAGCUUCCCAGCACAUGCCCACAUUGCAAGCGCUUGCUGCUCUGUGUCGGGAAUGAAGUUGCGGCGGUAGUGAAGUUGCACCUUCACCGCGUGGCAAAGUCCUUUGCUGGCGGCCUGAAUUUUCUGCUCGAUGAGCAUGGUCUAUGCCUUCAUGAAGUGGACGGUUGCUCGACAUCCUGCUUGUCACUGGAGGCAGAGUCCUUGCAGUCCUUCGACGGCAUCACAGCAGUUUUCCCGAAGGUCACGGAGUUUUCCUACCGUGGCGAGUGGUCGGGAAAGGGGCGGCAAGGUGCCCUACGAGGCCUCCGAGCCUGGCAGUCGACUCUUCGGAGCCUUAGAAUUGAGCUCCUGCCAGGUGAAAGAUCUUCUGGAGUGCUGCACCUGGGAAGCAUCGCCUUGCGAGGCUUCAGUGUGUUGGAAGAUGUCCGCUUGCACCUCCCAGCUGCCUCCCGUAGGCAUCUGGCUGCACUUUCCAACCUGGCCAGCCUUCGUCAACUCAUAUUCUGGGGGACUGACGAAAUCACUUCGGAUCGUGAUCUUGUCGACAAGGCAUAUCGGACUUUGGACUUUUCCGGCUGUCAGUUGCUGAAGCUCCUUGCGUUCAGGUCAAUGGCCUUCUGCCUUCCUGAUGAGCAAGAUCAUCAUGGCUGCAUGGCACUGGCCCUGCCGUCAUCUUUGGAAGAGCUGGUGAUUGUCAACGACAUGGAUGCUCUGUCUGGCUUGACACCCAGGCUGCGUCGUGAUAUCCUGGGGCGGCCGUAUCGAUUGGCUGAGUAUGCCCCGGAGAGCAACUUCAGCUUUGAAGACCGGCAAGCUUUAAAGCUAAUCUGCACCGCAACCCAGACACCGAGAAGAGUUUUGUGGGAGGUCGAUGCCUCGUUUACAUUGCAGCGUCCUGAAGAGAUGGAAGCAGCAAGGUCAUGUCGGCUGCAGAUGUUGGCAGACCAGGCCACCGAGCACCAUCGAAAGCGGAUUGGACUUCUAGCGAUGUUGGGCCUCAAGCCAUCAAGUGACGCUCCUUUCCAUGAAGGCGAGAUGGUUUGGUACAUCAGCAUAUUAGGACAUCCCCUUCUGAGACGGUGCUCUGUUCGCAGGGUUGCACCAACCCCAAGGGAUGGCAAUGACGAGUUUGCCUACGACAACAUCUACCUGACUUACUUGCUCGUGUCUCGGGACGGGGACGAAGCAGCCCCAACAGAGAUUGAAGCUGACCCAAUGUUCAUUUUCAGGGCACAGCCGACGCCGUCCAUGUUCCCAGGACUGCAGGCUCUCAUGUCAACCUGCCUAGUGCAAGCAGGCGGCAAUGACCGCCGGGACGCGGAAAGCUCGUGA